UCGAUUCAUGCAUGUAUAGAGUCAGCGUGGACCAAAAAGGAAGCCCUGGCGUGAACACAAAAGUGAUGCACAGCAACAAAGGAGAGGGUCGGCAGAUGAUUUUGAGUUCCUUAGCUGGAAGAUUUCAGAGGAGGAGUGAUGGUUUUACUCGAUCCGCCAAGUAAUGAGGAGCUUGUUCUUUAUAAACCAAAGUAAAAUUCUUGAACUCAUGUACGCUAUGCUAGGAGUUUUCCCCUUUGACAACAGGGUAUGCUGAUCAUAAUUCUUUGCAUGAGUAACAGGACGAGCAGCUAUACUCAUUGGAACCUAUAGGGCCAUAAAUAACUAGUACGGGCCUAGAAAGGCUGCGUAGAGGGCUAUUGCAAUCAUCAAAGGUGGGCAACGGCUAAUAAUUCUGCUUCAACUUAAUGAUGUAACUUAUACUUGAAGUUUGUCAAAAACAUGACUGUCCGGGUUUUACAAUUAAGGCAAAAGCAAAUUCAGUGUAAUUAACCGUCAAGCCAUUAUCAUGAACAGUAGCACCGCGGUUAACGAUGUGUAAGCUUUUGGAGUCAAAAAAACUUGUCCAGAAACCUGACUUCUUCGCGGCUAAAUCUGUGGGUAAGAAUCAUAGAGCUAUAUAAUUCUAUGAAUAUUAAUCUACCCAAUAACGAUAGAACACGUCGAUGCGCGUUUUCGAAUUAACAUGACGCGUCAUGUGCACUGUGGGGCGUGUUUGAAUUACGUGGCUACGGCACGCAGUGACACACAAUCUAUGACCAACGGCUGCAGCUGCUACCGGUAUCUACUGGCUGCCGUAUAGGCCCCCGUGUUGUGCCAACCGUAGCCAAGUCAUUCGGACACGGCCCCUGUCUGCUUAUGUCGGAAGUUGUCCCGAGCGGGCCGGAUGGGCUCGUUUCACACGUUCAGUGGCCCAGCACUUCGGCACAGUACAAAGAACUGCACAUGCACAUGUACAUACAUGUACAUGUACGUGUACACGUAAGUGCAGAUGCCCUAACGCGGGUCAGCGGUUAUGCACAAUUGAAGCCGCACAAUGCAAUGGGCUGGGAGGUCGCUGUGUGUACGGUUUGUUUACUAGCAUCAGUGAAUUUUAAAUGUCCACAACCGUUACAACCGUAGUGCGGGAUUCAGUAUCGCUAGUUGAAGGAAUUUUUCGUCACUGUUGCAGCGAAUGCUGGAUAUUAAUAUAAGAAGUUUCGUGAAAUGGAAAAUCCGGAGGAAAACAUAAUCGAACUGGGAAAUAAGACGAACGAUUUGUACAACGAAUUCGUGAGAGGUAUUAAAGAACAUCAGGUGUCAUCGUUUUUGGAGGCACAUCGGAUGCAGAUGUACAAGACUUGGCUGGAUGGAGAAGGAGGUGUUACCCAUAAUAUCUCGGCAUCCGAAGCCCUCAGCAUGGCUAUUGGACAUAACCACAUACAGUACAUCGAAUACCUACUGCAGGAAUACCCAGUGCAAUCCAUGAAGACUGGAGGUUACAGCUGCAGUCACCUUGCUCGGGCCGUGGAGAGUGACCUACCUGGUGUGGUACGGAGGCUUCUGCAGCACACCCUGAUGCUGCCUUCCUCGGAGGGUCACCGGUCCAAGCUGUACCACUACGGGUACCGAUUCAGAAAGACCAUACGGUCUGCUCCUGGGGUCAAGCUGACGCCAGAUCAAUUUAAGAGCAAGAAGACAAAAAAGGUGGCAAUGAUAAGCUACCUGAACAAAGCGUCGGGCUGCAUGAUGUCUGGACCGAGCAAAACUGCAGUCCAUCUGGCAAGCGAGCUUGGCCGUGCAGCCUGCCUGAAAGAGCUCCUCCAUCACGGUGCUGUCCCGACCCCCAUAGACAACGCUGGACUCACCCCCUUGGACUACGCACUCCGUAAACUCUGCAGUCGCGACACCAGGAGAAGUGCGACCAAUCCAGCUGUAGCAGCCCAGGGCUUGAAGGAGCUUCUUCCCUACUUACCUGUAGUCCAAGCAGCCCCAGAGACUGUUGAACUGGUGAAGGAGACUUUGAAACAAGCAGGUGCAUCUCCGGAACAGAAGGCGAUUCUGCCAUGGGUUCUCAGGGAGAUAUCAACCCCCAGAUCUCUGCAACAGAUCUGUAGACACAGUAUUCGGUCGGAGAUCAGCCGUGCUCGCGUCCAACCUGUUCUGACUGGAGUUUUUCAGCUACCGUUACCAAAACUUGUCAAGCACUAUCUUUUUGCACAAGUUUCGUCUCAAAACGUGAAGUGAAUGACUGAGGAAGAACGAAUAAUAAUUAUGCAAUUACUGACUGCAAGUGUGUACAGGUGUAUCUUAAAUUAAACUCGUCCAAUAUCAUCAAACGAAGAGGACUUCAGGUAGAUAGAUUUACUUUUAUUUAAUGGAAAGCAUAUGUAGAUGGUAACUUUUCACUUCAAUUCCUUGUUUUUAUAACUGAUUAAAUUGCAAUCCAUCCCAUCUUCUAGUAAAAAAACAAAUACGAGACAGAAGGUGCAUUUUCAUGACGCAUAUCUUAUAUUUUGUAUUGUUUUUUAUUCAAAUGCAUUCGAUAAAAUUUAUGUAUGUACAAUACAUGUAUGCAUGGCUUCCUGUACAGAUUGUUGUUUUCACAUUUUACCCCAGCACUGCUUUGUACAUAGGAUUAGUAAACAUUAUAACAUUCAUUGACAUACUUGGAAAUAUCUGGAGAAUGUAUAUAACUGGUUGAACAUAUUUGUCGGUGUUUAAAGUCCCAAGUAUUAAUUUGUAGGUUUUCAGAACUUAAAAUUAAUGUCAACAGCACUACUGUUUGGACAAGAAAGUUGUCAAUGCGGAUAGGCUUAGAUGUUGUUUAAUUGGUCGACAGCAGUAAGACGUAAGCACAAAUUCAUACGAUUGAAAUAUGAGAAAUAAUUAUUUUUCUCUUUCCUCUCCUCGAAACAGUUUGGAUGAUACAAUUUGGGAAACAAGUUUUGAAACAUCGAAAAGCCGCAUGCACUUCAAUUACCAAUUUAGAAACGAAUGCGCAACUACACUCUCCCAAUACAUCUAUCAUAUUCAGUCCUUCAAUUUUAAUUUUUUUUAUAAUUAUAUUAAUAUAAAUUGCUAUACAUUUUAAUGUGUAUAUAGAAUUUGCUAUCUAACUUAAAAUGCUUUUCAAGAAAAAUGUGCGGUAUUAAUGGAAUUACAUGUAUUUCGAAAUGGGUUAUUU
Messenger RNA from Acanthaster planci (crown-of-thorns starfish), 3166 nucleotides. RefSeq lists its product as uncharacterized. The record is from RefSeq and is a predicted model, not a curated record. NCBI's taxonomy places the organism in Eukaryota, Metazoa, Echinodermata, Asteroidea, Valvatida, Acanthasteridae. Gene Ontology annotation, molecular function: protein binding. Gene Ontology annotation, biological process: intracellular signal transduction.